Molecule: messenger RNA, 535 nt
Organism: Amoebophrya sp. A25
Lineage: Eukaryota; Dinophyceae; Syndiniales; Amoebophryaceae
Source: the annotation of a GenBank genome assembly
AUGACUAUUGCAACGCUGGACUUCUCGCUUCAUCCAGUCGUGUCUGGGACAACAGUCCGACACGAGAUUACUUAUGGAAACUCCAACACGAGGUUGCCGGAGACUUACUACCAGAGCAGCGCGACUUCAUUUGCGAUGUAAUUGAGGCUCAGAGGUUGAAGAGGAAGAAGGGAGAGGAACAUAGUCCUAAUAAAUUUGGUCGUGAGAAAAUCAAAAAAACGAGAACCAAAUUUAGGUAGUUUCUCACUCGCCCAUGUCGUGGACUAUGCUGAGUGGCGCUCCACUUGAUUGAAAGGGAAAAUAAGGAGGGCGCAGGGCACCCCGCUCGACUCGGUGUAGUGAAAAACUACCGCUAAGCUGGGGCAAUUGUCGGACGCUCGCAAGAGACUUCGCAAAGCUUGGAGCAAGAUGAACGGGCAGAGUCACACCCCCGCAUCAGAAUGGUCUUGGUCAACAUGGUCCUGUUCCUCAUAGCGAGUCCGAUGAAGAAGAAUGUGAAAGUUCCCCAGCGGCGGAACGGAAACUCACACUGGAC